Messenger RNA from Lathyrus oleraceus (garden pea), 1169 nucleotides. Its product is annotated as methylsterol monooxygenase 1-2. Bases 99 to 968 code for a protein of 289 amino acids. The transcript is spliced from 3 exons. Gene Ontology annotation, biological process: lipid biosynthetic process. Gene Ontology annotation, molecular function: oxidoreductase activity; iron ion binding. Lineage: Eukaryota; Viridiplantae; Streptophyta; Magnoliopsida; Fabales; Fabaceae. The record is from RefSeq and is a predicted model, not a curated record.
UCAUGUAAUUGCCACUCUAUAUACAACCGCACAAACUUUCUCUCUCCUUCUCCAUUUAAACAUAUUAAGCUCUAUUUUUCUCUCCACAUUCUCUCACUAUGAUCCCUUAUCAUACUCUGGAAGAAUCAAAAGAUGCACUUGGUAGAAACCUCACUUUUGCUGAGACAGUUUGGUUCAAUUACUCUGCCAAAAAAUCUGACUUUGUUCUUCAUUGCCACAACACUCUAUUCUUGUGCUUGUUUUACUCUAUAGCCCCCAUUCCAUUUGCAUUGAUUGAGCUAAGUGGAUGCAAGAAGUUGAACAAAUACAAGAUUCAACCUUCGGUUAAAAGGACAUUCUUGGAAAUGUUCAAAUGUUACAAAUAUGUUAUCAAAACAUUUAUCAUUGCUGUUGGUCCUCUUCAGAUCGUUUCUUAUCCUUUUAUUAAGUGGCUUGGAAUCAGAACAAGUUUGUCUUUGCCAUCAAGGUGGGAGUUAUUUUGGCAAUUAUUAGUUUAUUUUCUUAUAGAAGAUUAUGCAAGCUACUGGAUUCAUAGGAUGCUACAUUGUAAAUGGGGUUAUGAAAACAUCCAUAAAGUUCAUCAUGAAUACAAAACACCUAUUGGAUUUGCAGGACCAUAUGUUCAUUUGUUUGAGUUAUGGAGUUUUGGUAUCCCUGCAUUACUUGGUCCAAUAUUGGUUCCAGGACACAUUGUAACCUUCUGGUUAUGGUUCAUUUUACGACAGUUAGAAGCCAUUGAGACACAUAGUGGUUAUGAAUUUCCUUGGAGUUUCACAAAAUAUAUACCAUUUUAUGGAGGUCCUACAUAUCAUGAUUAUCAUCAUUCUGUUGGUGGAACAAGUCAAGGAAACUUUGCGUCUGUAUUUACCUACUGUGAUUAUAUUUAUGGAACACAAAAGGGGUACCAAUAUAAAAAGAGGAUAUACGAGAAUAUGUCUCCUAGUAACACUUUCAACAAGGUGGAGUAGUUGUUUAAUCCUAUUAAAGGAUAUCUUAUAUAAUUGAGGCAUUUUGUUUGCUCUAUAUCAUAACAAUGGUUGGUUACUUAGUUGAAUAAUUUAGUUAGUUUACUAAUAAUUGGCACUUUAACUUAUGCCAAAAUAUGUUAUUUCAAUAAUAUUACUUCUUUUAAUAUGGGAAGCUUAACCUGACAUUUUUUUUUAUUAUCA